Myxocyprinus asiaticus (Chinese sucker) is the source of this 2268-nucleotide messenger RNA. Its product is annotated as adenylosuccinate synthetase isozyme 2-like. The record is from RefSeq and is a predicted model, not a curated record. Gene Ontology annotation, biological process: IMP metabolic process; 'de novo' AMP biosynthetic process. Bases 59 to 1471 code for a protein of 470 amino acids. Lineage: Eukaryota; Metazoa; Chordata; Actinopteri; Cypriniformes; Catostomidae. Gene Ontology annotation, molecular function: adenylosuccinate synthase activity; GTP binding. The transcript is spliced from 13 exons. Gene Ontology annotation, cellular component: cytoplasm.
UGGGGGCCAUGUUGGAGUACCGGUGCUGCUUUCACGCAUUUCUUCACACACUUUCAGCAUGGCAGCGGACAGCACAAUGUCUAAUGGUCAGGAAACCGCCUCCCUGAACGGUGAGCCCGUGCUCAAGCGUUCCCGGGAAAGCGGAGGGGUGGAAUCUCUGCGGAUCCCGCGGGAGCCUCAGAAUAAAGUGACGGUAGUGCUGGGCGCUCAGUGGGGAGAUGAGGGGAAGGGGAAAGUGGUCGAUCUCUUGGCUAUGGACGCCGACAUUGUUUGUAGAUGCCAGGGAGGAAAUAACGCUGGACACACAGUGGUGGUCGACUCGGUGGAAUAUGAUUUUCACUUAUUGCCUAGUGGCGUUCUCAACAAAAAGGCCGUCUCGUUCAUUGGAAAUGGUGUUGUGAUACACCUGCCAGGGCUGUUUGAUGAGGCUGAGAAGAACUUGCAAAAAGGCAAUGGACUUCAAGGAUGGGAGGAACGACUGAAGAUAUCUGACCGGGCACAUAUUGUGUUCAACUUCCAUCAGGCAGUUGAUGGGAUACAGGAGCAGCUCAGACAGGAACAGGCAGGGAAGAAUUUAGGCACCACUAAGAAGGGCAUUGGCCCUGCAUAUUCCUCCAAAGCUGCUCGUAAUGGACUGAGAGUGUGUGAUCUGGUCUCCGACUUUUCAGUCUUUGAGGAAAAGUUUCGAGUGCUGGCUUGCCAUUUUCAGACCACAUACCCUAAACUUAACAUCAAUGUUGAUGCUGAGCUCGAGCAGCUGAAGGGUUAUGCUGAAAGGUUACGACCUUUAGUAACUGAUGGAGUUUAUUUCAUGCACAAAGCCCUCACUGGACCAAGCAAGAAGAUUCUGGUGGAAGGAGCCAAUGCUGCCCUACUGGAUAUUGAUUUUGGCACCUAUCCCUUUGUAACUUCAUCAAAUUGCACUGUUGGAGGUGUGUGCACAGGCCUUGGUGUCCCCCCAUCUCACGUUGGCCGAGUGUAUGGAGUGGUAAAGGCCUACACCACCAGGGUCGGAGUGGGAGCAUUUCCCACUGAGCAAGAUAAUGAUGUGGGGAAUCUGCUGCAGAGCAGAGGGAGGGAAUUCGGUGUUACGACAGGCAGGCGGCGCCGCUGUGGAUGGCUGGAUCUGGUUUUGGUUCGCUACGCCCACAUGGUUAAUGGUUUCACAGCCAUUGCACUAACCAAGUUGGACAUUCUUGACACAUUGCCAGAAAUAAAGGUUGGCGUAGCCUACACUGUUGAUGGAAAGCCUCUUCCCAGUUUUCCUGCUAACAUGGAUGUGCUGACCAAGGUUCAAGUGACCUAUGAGACGUUGCCUGGCUGGGGUUGUAGUACUGAGGGAGUGCGCAGUUUUGAUGAACUGCCGACUCAGGCACAGGCUUACAUUCGCUUUAUUGAGAAUUUCCUACAGUUGCCAGUGAAGUGGGUGGGAGUUGGCAAGUCCAGAGAAAGCAUGAUAAAGCUGUUUUGAUGAGAAGAACAGAAAAAACUGAACUUCAUUUAAUGGUCUGCCAGGAUGUCUGACAUUGUGACAAUUGGGUGACCAGAAGUUUUUUUUAUAUGCAUCAGCGCUGAGUUUAAGACUGACCGUGGGUUUAGAAUCCACAGAAUGUACCACUCAAAGUGAACACCAGCAAUGUGUCUAGACGUCAGGUUUGGAUAAACCUGGCCCUGCUUCCUUGCGAUCUUAAUUCCUUGACAUGUAACUGUUCGUUUCAAAGCGCUCCUCCAAUCAUACCCAUUAAUCAUUAGUAGUAGGCUGAAGCCUUCGUCAAUUAUCUGAUGAAUUGUGGAGCUUCAGAUAGAGGGGCGUCAUUUUUUACCAUAUCUCUUAAAAUUGAAUUUUGCACCUUUUUCAUUCUGAGCAUUUAAAGAAAAUACUAUAUUCAUUGCUAUUAGGUGGAUAAAACCAAGCUGAUUUUUAAGGUGUCAUGUACUGCGCUGUUCAUUUUUUACGUGAUCAAGUGUGGAGUGAGCGUAAGAUCUUGUUUUGUCUUUUUAAUUUGAUGUUUGUGAAUACUCUUGAGAAUGGUUUUGACGUGGUUUAAAUGCCAAAAGGGACCUUCACACAAGACGUUGUAAUAUUGAAAAAACAAGGCAUUGUUAACCAUCUGUCAAUGAUCAUGCACUCAGUCACAGUGCUUGAAAAAAGGACAGCAAUAUAUGCACAAAUAUUUUUUGCAUUUCACCUUAUGUACAAACUCAUUUGCUGCUGUUUUAUGAACAAUAAAGUGCAAAACUUUGCUACUGAUUGUGGCUUUAAGUAAA